AGUACUGAGCCGCUUUGUAGCUUGGUGACCGCCAAUACAACCGCAGAAGAAGAGUCAGAGCGCAGAGCGCUGAAAAGCGGAGCGCUUCUUCUCCUUCGUUCAUUCGACCUGCAGAUUCUCUCAUCGGCUGUCUGGCUCCCGCGAGUGCUAAGAUAUUAUAAAUAUGGCGGACGAAGGUAAAUUGUUCAUCGGAGGACUGAGCUUUGAGACCAACGAGGACUCUCUGGCUGCGGCCUUCGGCAAAUAUGGAACCAUCGAAAAAGUGGAUGUGAUCAGAGACAAAGAGACGGGGAAGUCUCGUGGUUUCGGCUUCGUGAAAUACGACAACACAGAAGAUGCUAAAGACGCAUUGGAAGCGAUGAACGGCAAGACUGUGGAUGGACGGGCUAUUCGUGUGGAUGAAGCAGGAAAGGGAGGACGCAACAGAGGGGGAUUCUCCGGGGGUCCAAGAGGACAGCGUGGUGGAUUCGGGAGAGGGAGAGGUGGACGAGGUUACUCCAGAGGUGGCGGAGGAUACAAUGGUGAUAGGGGAUAUGGUGGUGACAGCCGCUACAAUGACAGAAGCUUUAGCAGCGGUGACAGGUUUGGAGGCAGUGGUGGUGGUGGCGGCGGCCAGUACAGGAGUAGCGGAGGAUAUUCAAGCUACAGAGACAAUAGGGGUCAGGGUGGAUAUGGUGAUCGCUCAACCUAUCGCGAUUACGACAGCUAUGGUGCAAACGAGUAAACAUCUCCCUGAUUCAAGAUCAUCACUUGGCUGGCUGUAUUUCAAAGAUGCGCUCCUCAAGAAAAAUGUCCACGUGUUAUUGCUGACCUUAGUUUUGUAGUUCUGUUGUAGUAGCUCAAGCAUCUUAAGAAACUAGCCAUGAGUUUUGGUCAUUCCUAACAAACCAUGUUACAAAUUGAAGUUCAAGACUCUUACCUUGCUUGAUUGGGCAUCCUUAUUCCUCAAAGGUCGUUUGUUAAUUAAUUAAAAAGGCAUCUGUGUAAUCUGAUUAGUACUGUAAAGUCCCAGUUCGGGGACCGAACAAUGGCUCUCCACAUGGCUUUUCGUUGAACAGCCACCACCAUCGCUGUAGACUCUUUAUCCAGCACGUUAAAGUGUUUUCUGAUUUUUGAUUCCUUAUUUAGUUUAUUUUUUUAUAUUGAUAUAUCCGAUGGGGCUUGUUUUUGUUUGUUUGUUCCUUUAAUUAUUUCCCCUCUCAGUCUCUGUGGCUGACCUACCUCUUGCCAGGUUUUAAACUGAGUGAGGAAAGAAAUCCAGUUAUUCAUAAAUAGACUUUUGGGGGAUUUUAUGCUAAAUUCCUUUACUAUUAAAAACUUAGUCUAGCUGAGGCUCCUGUGUGUUCAAUUUCCCAAAAGAGUGAAUUCCUUUCAGACUGGUGAACUACACAUCCGAAGUGGCCGGCUGUUCAUGAAGUUGCAAAUUGCAGCAUGCUACAGUCUGUCCAAGGUAUCUUCUGUGCUCUGCUCAACAUCUGCAUUUUAAAUGUGCUGUAAAAUGGACUAAUCUUGUUUAAGUGAUCGAGAAAUGUAACUUCGUUUCCCCAAAGUAAUAUCCAACCGGGAACAGUUUUGUACUUUAUGUUCUUUGUAUGAUCAACAUUUUUUUUUCUUUGUCAGUUUGGCUUCAUGGAGCCUAUUAAACAGACUGUGGAAAAUAA
Messenger RNA from Centropristis striata (black sea bass), 1661 nucleotides. RefSeq names its product cold inducible RNA binding protein a (gene cirbpa). Gene Ontology annotation, molecular function: RNA binding. Gene Ontology annotation, cellular component: spliceosomal complex. The record is from RefSeq and is a predicted model, not a curated record. The transcript has 7 exons. Lineage: Eukaryota; Metazoa; Chordata; Actinopteri; Perciformes; Serranidae. The coding region runs from base 164 to 724 and encodes 186 amino acids. Gene Ontology annotation, biological process: positive regulation of mRNA splicing, via spliceosome.